Molecule: messenger RNA, 1214 nt
Organism: Didymella exigua CBS 183.55
Lineage: Eukaryota; Fungi; Ascomycota; Dothideomycetes; Pleosporales; Didymellaceae
Product: 50S ribosomal protein L3
Exons: 2
Coding region: 21-989 (322 amino acids)
Biological process (GO): translation
Cellular component (GO): ribosome; mitochondrial large ribosomal subunit
Molecular function (GO): structural constituent of ribosome
Source: RefSeq, a predicted model, not a curated record
CAAGCGCUCCACGACACACAAUGCCACCACGGGCACCCCUCAAUUGGGGCUCACUGCCCCUCCUUCCAUCAGCAACACGCUCGCUCAACCCUCUCGCACAACACACUGCCGCCACACCAGCGCUCUCCUACGCCAGCACUCGCGGCAUCAAAUCCACAUUCGGCCCCAAGCGCGACCGGUUUGCACACCGCCACAAUGCACCUGCCCUCAACUCCACAACGACAGCAGCGUUAGAACGGAAAGCGCAUUCCACACCCUUGCGCACUGGCCUCUUAGCUCUUAAGCGCGGCAUGACCGCCCUUUACGACCCAGAGACGGGAAAACGCACACCUUGCACCGUUCUGCAGGUUGACCGCAACGAAGUCGUUGCACAUAAGACGAGAGAUAUCCACGGAUAUUGGGCUGUGCAGAUUGGCGCGGGGCAGAAGGAGCCUAGGAACGUCACCCGGCCGCUUUUAGGGCACUUCGCGCAGGCGGGUGUGAGCCCGAAGAGGCACCUGGCAGAGUUCAAAGUCAAGGAUGGUAGUGGAUUGGGGCUGAGUGUGGGUGAGAGUGUGGGCGCGAACUGGUUCGCGCCAGGGCAGUGGGUUGAUGUGAAGGGUAUUUCGAGGGGUAUGGGGUUCGCUGGUGGUAUGAAACGCCACGGCUUCAGCGGUCAACCCGCAUCCCACGGUAACUCGCUCACCCACCGCGCUAUGGGUUCUGCCGGAGGAUCGCAAGGAUCGGGUUCGCGCGUGCUGCCUGGCAAGCGCAUGGCUGGGAACAUGGGGAAUGAGAGCGUCACAGUCAAGAAUCUGAAGGUCCUGCAGGUUGACGAGGCGAAUGGGUUGAUUGUGGUGACUGGCUGCGUUCCUGGACCCAAGAACCAGAUUUUGAAGGUGCAGGAUGCGCUGGGCAAGGCCUGGCCGAAGGGUCCCAUGAGAAAUGCUGAGCUGGCACCGAUCGUUCAAGUUGCUGAGCCUGCCGAGGUCGCUACAGCAACAGCGUAAGAGGGGGAUGAUUUGGACUCGAGGAGAUAUCGUACCAUACAACUGCCAGUCACGGGCGUUCCGGCAGCGUCAGUAGCAUCGAAGUAUGCAUUGGGCAGGGCUGAUAUUGUAUAGACCUGUGUAUAACAUGUAAGAGCUAUCGAGCGCACUAUUGAGCGUUACAAGAGACACUUUAAACGUGCAGCCACCCGCACUUCUCAGCCUUGUAUUGUCGUUCAAGAUCAC